Petromyzon marinus (sea lamprey) is the source of this 1504-nucleotide messenger RNA. The record is from RefSeq and is a predicted model, not a curated record. Lineage: Eukaryota; Metazoa; Chordata; Hyperoartia; Petromyzontiformes; Petromyzontidae.
GGGGCGGGGCCAAGCGCUGGGUAUUGGAAGCGAUGAGCAGGAUCGGGGCAGUGGAUGUGAUGGUGAUGGUGUGUGUGAUGGUCUGUGGUGAUGGUGGUGGUGGCGCGCGCGUGUUACGCGUGAUGUGACGGCACGGCACGUGAGAGCGUGCAGAGGAUUUAUAACCCGAGUCACCAUUCAUCAUCAUCAUCAUCACCAAAGGGCAUCGUCGUCUUCUGCUGGAUUAUUGAAGAGAUUUUAUUAGUCAACGAUAUAUUGUAAACAUCAUCAUCAUCAUCAACAACAUUAUCAAUACAUCAUCAUCAACACCAUGAAAAUGUUAUCAACAUCAUCAUCACCACCACCAGCAUCAUCAUCAUCAUCUAAAUUACUAAACACAAAUAUUCACCCUUGAUAUUUCGUAAACUUUAUCAUUACCAUCAUCAAGGUGUCAAUUUAAUCAUCAAGAUAUCAUCAACAACAUCAUCAUCAACUCUAUCUACCGAUAUCACCAUCAUCAUCAUCAUCACCAGCACCACCAUCAUCAUCACCAGCAUCAUCAUCAUCACCGGCACCACCAUCAUCAGCAGCACCAUCAUCAUCAGCAGGAAAGUGACAUCGUUUAGACCGGUGACGAAUGAGUACUUCAGCAACACCACCAGCAAACACCGGGCAGAGUCACACUGAGAAGACCCACACUCGUGAUGGCAGUGAGGAUGGCGAUGAUGGUGGUGACGGUAGUGAGGAUGAUGGCCUCUAUAACAACGUAAAACCCCCUAGUCCAUCGUUUCAUUACCCCUCAUUCUUACCACUCCUCUUCCCGUAUCAUCAUCCUCCCUCUCCUCCACCUCACUCCUCAAUCCCACAACGUCAUCAUCCUCCUCCUCCUCCACCUCCUCCUCCUCCUCCUCCUCAUCAUCAUCAUCACCACCACCACCACCGCCGCUGUACAUCACAUCGAGUGGCUACCACUCGGACACAAUUCGUGAUGAGGAGGUGGGAGAAGAUAGAACGGUGACUCCAGCCAGCUGAAUCAGAGGAGGUGGAGGAGGUGUCAGGAAUGGGGAUUAAAGAGCAGCAGCUGCUGCUGAUGAUGAUGAUGGUGGUGGUCGUGCUGCUGAUGAUGAUGAUGGUGGUGGUCGUGCCAGCCAAAGGCUCCCGCCUGCGCCAGGAGGACUCCCCGCCUCGGAUCGCCGAGCAUCCCUCCGACCUGAUCGUGUCUCGGGGCGAGCCGGCGACCCUCAACUGCAAGGCGGAGGGGCGUCCCCCUCCCAGCGUCGAGUGGUACAAGGACGGCGAGCGCGUGGACACCGCCGACCUUGGCGGUGGUGGCGCCGGUGGUGGCGCCGGUGGUGGCGCCGGUGGCGGCGGUGGCGGCGGCAACCGGAUGCUGUUGCCCGACGGUUCGCUCUUCUUCCUGUUCCUGCGCAACCGGCCGGACGAGGGGACGUACGCGUGCGUGGCGCGCAACUACCUGGGGGAGGCCGUGAGCCGGAACGCCUCGCUCGCUAUCGCCUGUUCGUAA